GAAAGAAUGGCGUCCUCAGAACAUCAAAAGAACGCUGAAACGUUGCUCCGGAUUCUCGUGCAUCAGGCCGUUCUGUUUCUCUUCUGCUGUGCCCCAAGUAUACUCUGCAUAGGGCCCCCCGAAGUUCAGCCGUUCGCCUUCUCGAAGAACAUUGCCCUGGGUCAGAAAGCUCUCGUGAAUUGCGGCACCGUGGGUGGCGAUGGGCCUUUCAAGUUUCGUUGGGUUCAGGACGGCAGAGACCUACAGCCGACGUCCUCCAAAUACGCGAAGACCGUCAGUGAAACCUUCGCGACCCUCGUCAUCGAGGCGGUUGGUGCUGAAGACGUCGGAAACUACACCUGUACCGUUUCCAAUGCUGCGGGAGAAGACAGUUUCACUGCGCCUCUCACGGUCAAAGGGCUUCCCAAAAUACAGUCAUUCAACUUCCCCCAUAACCAUCCGCUUGGGAAAGACGUCGUGGUCUCCUGUUUUGCGAUGGAAGGUCAACAACCGCUGACGUUUCAGUGGUUCAAGGAUGGUCGGCGGAUCACCAGCAAUGCGAAGCUCCUCAUCGAGCACAUAUCGGGAAAGAUAGCGACUUUGACGAUUCGCGAGGUAGCCGCAGAAGACAUCGGAAACUACACCUGCCAGGUUUCCAACGCGGUUGGAAGCGACAGAUUCACGUCCGAACUUCUUGUCAAGGCGGCCCCGGUCUGGCUGUCGGAACCCAAAGAUACGGACGCCGUCCAGGGCAGGGACCUCAUCCUGGCCUGCAACGCGGCAGGCUUCCCAAAGCCCAGGUUCACGUGGAAGAUGCAGAUCGGCUCCAGGGAGUUCGUGGCCCUGCACCCCGUGGGUCGGAGGAAGAUCCACGACAACGGCACGCUGGUCAUCGAGAGCGUCGAGUCGGACGACGAGGGCCUCUACCAGUGUGACGUCAGUAACGGCGUGGCCCCGCCCAUCUCCAAGACCAUCAAGGUAUCCGUGCACGUGCCUCCUCGCAUCAGUAAGACGUCGUCGGACGUCUCGGUCAAACGAGGCGACAUCGCCAAGAUCGCCUGCGAAGCCACGGGCCAGCACCCGUUGGUGGUAACGUGGGAGAAGGAUAACACGCUGCUCCUGCCUUCUGUCGACAGGUACGAGACUCACGAGGAGAUGACGACGACGGGCGUGACCUCGGUGCUGGUGAUCCACAACAGCGUGCGGAGGGACGCUACAGCCUACGUCUGCGUGGCCAAGAACGACUACGGCCAGACCAAGCACUCCUUCCGUCUCACCGUGCUCGAGCCCCCAGAGAGCCCCGGUGACGUCACGGUGACGGAGAGGAGGAGCCGCUACGUGUCCGUCAAGUGGUCUCCGCCCAAGAAGCCCGUGUCCCGAUACGUGUUCCGCUACUGGAGGAAGUCCUCGCGGGGCAGCGUACUCCAGGAGCAAGAGGUGGACGGCAUGAGGACGUCGCUGAUGGUGACCAACCUUCAUCCGGGCACCGAGUACCUGGCCCUGGUCCUGGCCGAGAACUCUGUGGGCUUCGGGGACCCUUCGGACACGGUCGUCUUCCAGACAGCUGCCGAAGAACCUAGCGGUCCUCCUAUGAACGUCCAGUGUGAAGCUCUGGACACGAGGAACAUCAAGGUCUCCUGGGAGCCCCCUCCGGCGGACCAGCUGAACGGCGAGCUGAAGGGCUACUACAUCGGGCACAAGAUGGAGGGCACCCCGUUCGUGCACGACACCGUGAACCGGGACACCGAGCAGCGGACCUUCCGGGGCCUCCAGGCGGCCUCCGUGUACCGCUUCAUGCUCAAGGCCUUCAACGAGGUCGGCUCCGGCCCUCCCUCCGAGGAGGUGUCCUGCGCCACACUCAACGGAGAUCCGCCCUCGGUGCCCAACCUGAGGGUGACAGGUAUCACGUCAUCCUCGGUGAGCCUACACUGGAACAGUCCGUCAUCGGCAGCGUCGCCAGUUAUACAGUACGAGAUCCAGUACGGCACAGACGACGGCGACAAGCGACAGCUGCACAUCCCGGCCACCAAGGAGGCCGUGACGCUGACCGAGCUCCGGAGCGGCACCCGGUACAACUUCCGGAUGGCCGCCUUCAACCUGUACGGCAGGGGAGACUUCUCGCACGACAUGCCCGCCGUCACCCACCUCUCGGACGGCGGUUCCUUUCCGUCUCUCGUUGACGAAGAGAUGCCCUUCUACUACCGAACCUACUUCGUCGUCCCCGUCGUGGCGUCCUUCACCGUCAUCAUCACGGCCAUUGUCAUCGCCUGGGCGUGCCUGAAGAGGGCAACCAUCAUGCAGAGCACCCCGCUGGUCAGCCAGUACGCCAGGACGUCCUACGUCCCGACGAUGGACCCACGGCACAGCCAGACCAUGGAAGAGGCGUACGACAUUCCCUGGAACAGCCCCACCACUAGAAACUCCAUGGUACGCGAAAAGAAGGAAGCUACACUAGGCUGAAGAGCAACAGCAGGCAGAGGAAUGUUGUGUAGGUUAUCGAAAUUUGCCAAGUCACGAUGCAGAAACCAAGAAUGCGCGGCAACACUUAUCCAAGCGAAGCUAACAAGACGAAGACGGUGACAUCAACGUGAGAUUCGGCAAUGUCGUUACGACCAUCAUCGCAACCACUAUGGGCGCGAACAGCGGAGAGCCUAUA
Molecule: messenger RNA, 2635 nt
Organism: Ixodes scapularis (black-legged tick)
Lineage: Eukaryota; Metazoa; Arthropoda; Arachnida; Ixodida; Ixodidae
Product: Down syndrome cell adhesion molecule homolog
Exons: 16
Coding region: 7-2439 (810 amino acids)
Biological process (GO): cell-cell adhesion; axon guidance
Cellular component (GO): axon; plasma membrane
Molecular function (GO): protein binding
Source: RefSeq, a predicted model, not a curated record